Cyprinodon variegatus (sheepshead minnow) is the source of this 1225-nucleotide messenger RNA. RefSeq names its product NACHT, LRR and PYD domains-containing protein 1a-like. Gene Ontology annotation, molecular function: protein binding. NCBI's taxonomy places the organism in Eukaryota, Metazoa, Chordata, Actinopteri, Cyprinodontiformes, Cyprinodontidae. The annotation marks the transcript as partial. The transcript has 6 exons. The record is from RefSeq and is a predicted model, not a curated record. Gene Ontology annotation, biological process: regulation of apoptotic process.
GUUCGUGUGUCCUGGUCCAGGUGUGUUCCAGUGCUCUGUGACAGAUCUGGUGUUUGCUAUGACUCAGGAGGCUGACCUGCAGUAUAGGUCCAUCCAAUGGGACAGGAACCUCCUUCAUCCAGCGGGCAGGAUCCCUGCAGGGCCGCUGUACCAUGUGAGAUGUUCUAAGAAGGCCGUCUGUCGGAUCCACCUCCCACACUGUGAAACACAGAGUGUGUCGUCCAUCAAAGGCCUGCUGUCUGUCGUUCACAUUUCUAAUGAUGAUGAGGAUGGGAUGAGCAUCCUUCAGCCGAUGAAGAUCACUGCCUCUCAUGUUAUCGUGGAGGUCUCUGGUCUCUCUGCCUUUGGGCUGGUUUGGGAUUACCUAAAGAGGUUCAUGGAGAGAAAAGAUCCGGUUUUAAGCCAAAUCCUGCUGUACCUCGGACCAAUGACCUCUAGAGCUCAGAACCAGAAGCUCUAUGUGUUUCUGCUGCCCAGGAACAUCCCAAAAGAAGAGGUUCACAAAGACCAGAGAGACUGUAGGUUUGUUCGCUGCACUUCCUACUGCAAACUCAUCAAAGACCAGAAAUAUAUCCUCGUCUGUCCGAGAGCUUCACAGGACUACAAGAUCCAACCCAAGAAAGCAGAGUUCAACUUGAACUUUGGAGAUCAGUACCACCCAAUGUUUGAGAUCCGUCUUCCAAUCAACACAGAGGAGGUGGCCAUAACCAUCAACGAUGAAGGGAGCCUGGCUGUCUGGGAGUAUGAGGUUGAUCUGACAGAUUAUUCCCAAAGUAAUCAAGCUGCAUCAGGUAGCGGAGUCCAGCCAGAGAUUACCAAUCAGAAGGAAAACAUGCUGGAAAUCCUGGAGGAACUCAGGAAAGAGCAAUUUGAAAGCUUUAAAUGGUUUCUGGCUGAACUGCCUCAAAAACGCUUCAAACAAAAGGAACUAGAGGCGGCUUCCAGACUCAAUGUGGUGGAUCUCAUCAUGCAGCAGUGCGGCUCUGAGGAAGAUGCUGUCAAAGUCAUGAGGACACUUUUACGGAAAAUCAAAAGAAAUGAUCUCAUGAAGGGACUGAAAAGAUAAACUUAUGACCAGAAUGAUGAGUUUAACAGAUUCAGGCUUGUUUUGGGGACUUUGAUGGUUGAGUUUAAUCUGCUCUGUCUGCAGUAGCUUCAUUUAAGGGCUUAAACCACUCAAGGUUAUUCAUUAAAUAGCCAAAAGAUCAGCUAUAGUUACAUAUUA